This is a messenger RNA of Monodelphis domestica (gray short-tailed opossum), 7618 nucleotides long. It is a transcript of the gene TMEM234, whose product is annotated as transmembrane protein 234. The record is from RefSeq and is a predicted model, not a curated record. NCBI's taxonomy places the organism in Eukaryota, Metazoa, Chordata, Mammalia, Didelphimorphia, Didelphidae.
AGCGCGACAGCGUGAGGUACCGACCGGAAAAGGGAUGUGCAAGGCUUCCGGUCACGGUUCUUGGCCGGCACCGGAAGUGGAAGCUUUCCUUUUCCGGCGUUGUCAUGGCUGCGACUCUGGGGCAGAUCUGUGCUCUGGUGUUGGUGGCGCUGCUGUGGGGCGGCUCCAAUCCGCUGCUGAAGAGGGCCACGGGGAAAAUGGAGCCUGUGCAGGAGGGGAACCGGCUAGUGCAAUUGCUGCGGGAGACCAAGUCCUUGUUUUUCAACUACCAGUAUUUGGUGCCCCUUUGCCUCAACCAGUGUGGCUCCCUGAUCUACUACCUCACCCUGGCAUCAACAGAUCUGUCCCUGGCUGUGCCCAUCAGUAAUUCCCUGGCUCUUGUUGUCACCCUGGUUGUCGGGAAGUUCCUUGGGGAAGACAUUGGUGGAAAAUGGGCUGCCCUGGGAAUGGUGCUCACCAUCUCUGGAAUCACGCUCUGCAUUGCAAGUUCAGUGGGCAAGACAGAAUAAACAGCAGGACCCUGUGGCCAGCCCCAUCCAGAGACACCGGAGCCUUGGAGCAGGGAACCCUAGACUGGGGGAUCUUGAGCCACCUAUGCUUGAGCUUUCCUUGAGAAAACUGUCUUUGCCAUCUUCCUGGCAGUGGCCUUUUUCUUGAUGACUCAAUGAAGUUUAAUGGGAAGAAGAUAGACUCAGGGACUUUACCACUUUGAGCCGGAAGUUUCAUGCCCCAAAAGCUCCUCCCCUUUCUACUUUAGUGUGUGACCUAACAUCUCUCACAACCUUGGCCUGCCACCAAUACUGUGGUUUGUGCAGAGCACCUUGGGGUGUCAGGUGCAGGGUACUCCUCAAGCUCAAACUUAGGGGCUUUCUUGGGUUGCCGAUGAGUCAGAGCCCACAGGUGCAGCAGUCAGUUAGACCCCUUCCUCCCCAUCCCCACUGGCAGCCCAGGAGGGGGCCCCUCAUGCCUUAAACUGAAGAAGGCUACCUUUAUCACUAGCUUUUGUUCCUCUAGCUUUUUCCUGGCCCAGACUUUAAAGAGGGUUGCUGUCCAGAGAGAUGGGUAAACAAGGUUCAGACAACUCAGAAGCAGAGGAAACUAUUCUAUUAAGCCAGAUCCUCUCCCAAAGUGUGGGCUCCUAUAUCCUCCCCAUGCCCCCUUGUGACAGGCCUUACAAUGUAGAGGAAUGGUAGCUCAUCUCUUCCCCUGGAAGCCAAAGCUUCCCCUUCCCAGCAAGAUACUGGGGGGGGGGGGCGCACGGGUGGGGAGUGGGAGCAGAGACAGAUAUAGCAGAAGAGGGUGAAUUGGUUCAAUAAAAGCCUGUGCCAUGGUUGCAGAUGGAAUGCUGGCUGGGAGCCAGGGUAAGGAAGGGAGGGAGGCAAGUGGGGCUGGGCCACUUGGUUUUCUGGAGCAGCAUCCAAGUUUGGUUCCACACCACCUACCCUAGGCAACAUUUUCCAAGAAACAGGCUUCUUCUACCAUUUCUUCUGUCCUCUGGAGGAAAAAGGAGCUCAGUCAACAAAAGGGAGCCAAAUUGGGUUCUAGAGCAGAGACCUCCUAUCAGUGCUACAAAGGGCCCUUGGAGACCAUCUGGUUUAACUGAAGAGAUGAAGGGACUGACUAAUUUACUGUACAAAGAUGAUAUUUGCUAAAGGUAGCAGAGCUCCGUAGACAACCUGAGUGCUCCCCUGGAACAGGAUAGACCCCUAGUGGUGAAAUCAUGGGAAGAUUACAUAGUCCACAGGAGGGAUAGGCAUGGAUGGGGGGUGAUCAGCGUCACUGAUAAGUGAAUCUAGAUCUAUUUGAAUGUGAUGGCAGAUCUGGGAUUAGAACCCAGCCCUUUGGAUAGCUAGUUUUAGGCUGGCUUCCCCUUGACCAGGUUGUUAGACAUUCCUCUCCAGCUAAAUCCAAAGCUAUUUUAUUCCUAAGGACAUAAGUCUCCUACCUGAUCCAAGGGAACCUCUGUCAAUGUAGUCCCAUCCUCUGGUACUUCCUGGGCACCUGCUAGUUCCCUCCUGGUGUAGGAUGCACCAUACACACCCCUUUCUCCUAAAAGGAAGGAUGGGGUACAUGUUGACUCUGUAUUGGGACCACAUGAGCUAGAGAAUGCCUCUGGCCUGGAUUUCUUCUCUCCUAGCCACUGGGUUCUCCUUUUCACCUCUGACCCACAGUCAAGGAUUCUUUCCUCCUUUCUCCCCAAAUUAGUCUUUCUUAAACUUCCUUCCUUAUACUGACUCCUUACCUUAGUAGUUUUUGGCCACCAAAUAGACCCAUGGCAUUGAGGAACACGAUACAUUUCUAAGUCACUGGCUAAAUCCAAAACCAAAGUUUUCCUCACAGACCUAUGCCUGUGAGGUGGAAUCUGAAGGCAUCUUCUGCCCCUCUAGCAGGUGUGACACUUCACUUUUACAUCUGUUUACAAAGCACUUUUCUCACUAAUCCUUAAGGAGGGUAAUUGCAGACUAGCUUCAGAGAAGGAGAAAGGGAGCUUCAGAGAGGUUUGGGAGGUUCCCCACAGCUUGGAAUCAGUUGCCUUUUCCCAGCCCAUCUGUAAGAUACAAGGGCAAGGGAGGACUUGGAGGUCGACAAUGUUGGGAUUGUGACCCAGAUACAAACUGCUCCUUCCUUUCAAGAUCAGCCCUAUUUCUGGGGAUCCUUUCUCCUUCCCUCCCCUCCAGUAGGGUGAGUGUGUGAGAGGAAGAACAGGAUAAAGGCAGAGUCACAACAGUGCUGAACUGGGAGUCUGGAGAACCUUGGUUUGACUCUCACCUUGGUCAUGUAAUAGCUAUGUAAUUCACCUCUCUAAAUCUUAGUUUUCUUAUUUAUAAAAUAGGCUCACUAUGUCUAGUCCCUGGUUCAAACUUGUUCCAGGGGGCAGGGGACAGCUUACCAGGCUGAAGUGGGAGGCGUCUUCUUAGAUGGGGUCGGGCCAUUUUAGGUCUGGUAAAGAAAACUGAUUCCUUCUUAGAAGGCUGGACCACCGGAAUCCUGAAGCUGCCUGCCUUUGGGGGAGGAAGGGAGACAUCUUGGUCAAGAGCUCUUGUGGCCAGGCUGAUGGGAAGCCUGAGACACAGCUAGAACCCUAGAACCCCCCUCUACCAACUCUCUAAUUCCCAUGGUCCUGUUUUGCAUCUUUAUAGGUAUCAUUCCUAUUGUCAUACUGGUGGCCUCAGUCACAGGGAUGAUGUUUCAGAGGUCUCCUGGACUAGGGGUCAGGACUCCUGAACUUGAGACCUGUAUCACUAUAUAGUGUAGGACUUUCUCCAAGUUUUAGUUUCUUCAUAUGUAAAAUACCUAAAGUGACUUGGCUCUAGAAAUUUCCCAGGUCUUUUUUUUUUUUUGCUUUAUCAGUCAUUCUUUUUCAGCUUCGCCACUAUGCCCUUCCCCACCUUUUCCUGGCUCUCCCACCUACCUUCUGCCCAUAGGCUCUGGGCUCAGGUCUUGGUGGGUACCUGUAACACAGAAGAUAAGGAUUUAAGUAGAUUGCUCACCUUCAGAAGAAUCAAAAAGUUGCCAGGCCAGGACUCUAAAAUAAGGCUCUCAUAUCUCACUGUCCAUCCAUCCCCAUCCCAUCUUUAUGCAUUUCAGCAACACUUCCCAAAUCCCAACAUACCAGCAGCCACCAGGCAGGGAGGGGUUUGGCACCAGAAGUUCCAGGUAAGGCAGGGCCUUAUACUCAUCCUCUGAUACAGCCACAUAGUAACCCCCAUUCACCAGGGAUUCUCUGCCCAAUACUGGCACCCCCUCCAGGGUACAGAGUCUGCAGGAGAGAAAGUAAAGGGCCACCCCUUGCAGGGAUGUACCUUAGAAGAUAGCCAGAGAAAUGCUUGCUAAAGUUGUUUGAGAACAGACCCAGUGUUAGCAUUGAACCAAGAUUUUUUGACACCACUAAAUUAGUCAGAGUUAGAACUGAAAGGGGCCUUAGGGACCAUCUAAUCCAACACCCUUAUUUUAUAGGGAAGAAAGAAGUCGACCAGUGAACAAUAAUUAAGCAUCUACUAUGGGCUGGGCACUAUACUAAGUGCUAGGGGUAUAAAAAAAGGCAAAAGAGCUCCUGCCCUCAAGGAGUUUAAACUGUAGUAGAGGGAGGCAACAUGCAAAUACAUAUAUAAUAUACAUACAUACAGAGCAAACUAUACACAGGAUAAUAAGGAAUUAGAGAUAAUUAACAAGGCACUAGAAUUGAGAGAGGUUAGGGAAGGCUUCCUAUAAAUGAUGGAAUUUUAGUUUGGACUUAGAAGGAAGCCAGAGAGGUCAGUUAGUUGAGCAAGGGUAGUCCAGGCCUGGGGGACAGUCAGAGAAAAUGCUUAGAAAUAAGAUGAUUGUGGAAUAGCCAGGAAGCCAUUGUCAUUGUGCUGGGGAGUAAGGUGUAAGAAGACUAUAAAGGUAGGAGGGGGCCAGGUUAUGAAGGACUUUGAAUUCCAAACAGAAGAUGCUUUUGAUUCUGAGGGCAACUGGGAGCCACUGGAGCUUACUGACUUGCUCACGGUCCCUUAACUCUUAAACUUAAAAGCCAGAACCCUUUCUGUGGGGCCACAUGGCCUUUCUACCCCAGGAUUUGGAACAAGGGAGCCGAGUUCAAAUUUCAUUUCCUCAAAGGCUUUCUUCUAGCUUUAAAUCCUAGGAUUGGAACUCCCUAUAGUACAGUGGGAAGCCAAGUCUGAAGGCCUAACUAAUGGUCUCUAAUUCAGUAGGUGAUCUUGGGCAGUUGACUUUUCUGGGUUUCUUUCCUCAUUUAUGCCUUUCCUUCCACUGGUCACCAGGCCAACCAAACCCUGAGAGUCACCAAAGAAGCUCCCUUAGCUCUCCUUCCUGAGCCCAGCACCUACCUGCUCACAGCUCCACCCUUCAGCUUGGCUUUCUCAGUCAGUUGCUUCAGCACUGUACCCCAGUCCUGAUGGGAGGUACCUGGCAGGUGUAGGCUAAAAGGAGGGCUAAGCAGGUCCCCAUUUCUGAAUACCCUAGGACAAGAAUAGAAUGGGGGCUUAAGAGGGAAAACUCCUGUUUCUUCUUGCCCUUCUCCCCACUCCAUCUGAGGACUUCACAAAGCUCUGUGCUAGCUGUCAUUUAUGGCCUUAGCAGUUUACCUCCAAACCAGGAUGAGGGGAGGGAGGCCCAGAGUUUGGAGAUCCUUGAUGGGGCUAAUGAGUUUGCCAUUGUGGAACAAGUCCACUAUCCAUAGCAGGGUCUCCCUUGACCUAAUUCCCAUUCCAUUUUCGAAGUACCCUCAGUACUCACUGAAUUGUGCAGGAAAUUGAGGCUGGGAUCCUCCUUCCAGGAGACCUGUAAUUUGGUCUUGGGAGAGUUGGAGGAGCCUGAUAAAACAGGUUCCAACAGUUACUUAGUGGUGCUCUGUGGUUGGCAAAGGGCCUUAUUCAUGGCAUUUCUAGAAAAAUCUUUUUCUUUUUUUUUUUUAAACCCUUACCUUCCAUCUUAGAAUCAAUACUAUGUAUUGGUUCCAAGGCAGAAGAGUGGUAAGGGCUAAGCAAUGGGGGUUAAGUGACUUGCUCAGGGUCACACAGCUGGGAAGUGUCUGAGGCCAGAUUCAAAGUCACAGCUAGCAAAUGGGAGAAGCUCCUGACUCCAAACUCAGAGUUCCUUUUACUACAGUAUACUGCCUCCCAUCCCCAGGAGUAUGGUGAGGGAUCUGUGAAGCUCAGUGCUAUUUCUCACUUCAGCCAGGUCCCUUCCCACCAUUGGCCUAUGCAUAGUUCCUUCUAGUUAGAAUAGUCUUCUAUUCUAACUAUUCUAAUCAGCCAAACCUGAGAAAUUCCAAGCAAAAAGAAUCCACAUCCCAGCCUUCUACCUACUUUAGUCUGCUUUAUUUGUCACAGUCAACUUAAGCCUGGGUGUGGGGAGGACAAUUGAUAGUGCUCAUUUCAUAAUCCCCUCUUGAAGAAACUGGGCCCCAGGAGUUUUAAGCAACUUGCCCAGGGUGACAAAAGAAGUGACCAUUGAUAGGACAUAAACUCCCCUUACUCCAAAGCCUGUGCUUUUCUGUGUGAAAGUUGGAGCUGUGGCCAAUUCAGGGAGGCAGGAUGGGCCUGGGAGCCUACUGGGUCCAAAAUGUCAAGUGGCAAAUGUGGGAAGGUCUUGGUAGGAAGAGGGAAGGUCAGGGAGGGUGAGAACAAUUUCUUCUCCAGAACCCACCAGCAACCUGAUGUUUUUUCGGCCUGGUUUUUCCCCUCCAGGAUAGAUAUAACUGGAAGACACAGAAAAUGUGAUCACCUAAGUUAUGACACCUCUUCCCAAUACCACCCUCUCCUCUCUUCCUUUCCCUUCUGUGAUUGUGAUUGUGCAGCUAAAUCUCCUCAGCACUACAGCUGUAUCAGAUUUAUAUUUCCAGGAUUGGAGAGGAGGAGUCCUGAGAGCCUUUAGGCAUCAGAGCUCUGGGAACAGGAUGGUUCAAUUUUUUUUUCCAUCCUGCCAUUUUGAAAACUUGCAGCUUGAUUCCAUUUGGCCCUUGAACUGAGUUACAAUUGGGCCUGGUUUCAGUAAUGAGUAUUUGAGUUGUGAUCUUUUUGAUUCAAACCCAAGGUGGGACCUGGGCCUCCAGGAUUCCUCCUCCAAAGGUGGAAAAAGUCUAAAUUGGGAACCCUUCCGGGUCAGUGAGAUCAGUCCUUCCCCUUCACACAUAGAUCCUUAUUUUGGCCAAGUCCAAAUCACCACAUUAGACAAUAUUCAGGGAAGGCAGCGUUUAGGCUUAGAGAGUUCUUAGUUUAUUAUAGAGGCAGAGCAUGGAACUAGGCCCACAGAUAAUGGAAAAAAACAGUGUCUAAUAAGUUAAGGAGAAUGAUGGGGGAUGUGGAAGUUAUUUAAGAGAGCUUCCUAAAGUCUGGUGGGGGUGAGAAAAUGGGUAAUAAUUUUUAGCUGCCCCCAGAGGUCCCCAGCCAACUCACGGCAACUUCCGGAAACGCUCAAAGCCGGCAGCAACAUACUCCCCACCACUCCGAAGCUCUGACAAGUCAGUGACAAGGUGGCCACUAUGAGGAGUGUAGAGGGUCCGAAUAGCCAGAGGAGCCUGUAUGACUGCUGUCACCUCAUUAAGAAAUGCCUCGAAGGUGGGGAAGCGUCGGUGGGUGACCACUAGCCGGCGUCCUGGGGAGAAGGAGUCUCCAUUCCUGUAUACCACUAUCUUCCUAGCCACAGGGAGCCCAGGAGCAGUGGAAGCCAUUGGGCUGCUGACCUAAGCAGGCCAGAGACGCUCAGGCGUUGCUAGGCAGGUGGGGCAAAGAAGGGAGGAGCUAUAAGCCCUGACUAUAGAAGACAGGCUUAACUCCUUCCCCUUCUAGUCAGUUCAGUCAUUAAAAGCCUAAAGUGGCAGAGGGACCACAGGGUUCUCAGCCUUGGAGUUGGAAGCUGAGAGGGAGCCUAAGAAAGUUUACCUUAAUUUUUGGAACAGGUGUAGGGGCAUAAUUUUGUUGGGAGGGCCUGAUCCUUGUGAAUAUAGAAUCUCCAAGCUAGAGGAGACUUCGAUUACCUGGUCCAGUCGUUAUCCUCCAUAUCAUCCCUAUCAACUGGUUCAAAUCGAGACCUCAGGUUUUUCCCCCCCUAUGAAAGGGAAGCUACAUAAUCUGGAAAGUCUUUUCUAUUUUGAAAUAAAAGAUUUGAUGGUUCA